GAAAAUCUUAUAAGUUUUACCCGCUCAUUAAGCCGUUGCUAAUUUUCCCUUGCAAGCGAUUCGUUUUGCCUAAUGACUCUAAGCGCUUGGGCCUUAGUUUUGUUUUGAGAACACAACCAGCAGUUCACACACAUUCUCCAUGUUGGAUCGUCAAAUAACUUGGAGUCUUUUGCAGCUGUUUUUGCUGCUGGGUUUUUCCUCAGGAAGUUCCCUAAGUGGUCCUUGUGGGGAACACGAAGAGCGAGCCUGUUUACCCUGCACCGAACCUAAAUGUUCACAUCCCUAUAUGAAUGAACCGCAAUGCAUUUUCUUCAAAAAGUGCAAAUUGGGAUGUGGCUGCAAGUUUGGAUACGUGCGCGAUGACCUGAGUUAUAAAUGUAUUCCCUACAUGAAAUGCAAAAUUCCAGUGCGACAGAUAAAUAUUCCAAUUUUAUAA
Molecule: messenger RNA, 436 nt
Organism: Drosophila takahashii
Lineage: Eukaryota; Metazoa; Arthropoda; Insecta; Diptera; Drosophilidae
Source: RefSeq, a predicted model, not a curated record